Messenger RNA from Zasmidium cellare ATCC 36951, 882 nucleotides. RefSeq lists its product as uncharacterized. The transcript has a single exon. Lineage: Eukaryota; Fungi; Ascomycota; Dothideomycetes; Mycosphaerellales; Mycosphaerellaceae. Bases 1 to 882 code for a protein of 293 amino acids. The record is from RefSeq and is a predicted model, not a curated record.
AUGGGCCCCACGCGCAGCGUCAUUCUCACCUGGGCAAUCCUCCCAGCACUGGUCGUGUUAUUACUCGCAACCAUCAUUGCGCAGCCGCCAGCACCACAAGAUCUCAAGCCCAAGGUCUUCGUGCUCGGACUCUCCAAAACCGGCACGACUUCCAUUGGCGAUGCGCUGGAACGACUGGGCUAUCGCCGCCUCGGCUGGCGCGAUAUCAGGAGUCGACACAUGGUUCACACUUGGGCGAACGGAGAUCUGGAAUCCAUCAAGGGACUCACACGAUACUACGAUGCCUUCGAGGACCUGCCCUGGCCUUUCGUCUACCGAGAGAUGGCUGAGAUGUACCCGGACGCCAAGUUCAUCCUCAGCUUGAGGAAGGACGAAGACAGAUGGCUCAGGAGCAUGCGGACGCAUGUUGGCAGAGGCAAAUGGCUGCCGUACACGUACUUCUACGGCGCCGACACGUACGAAGGCAACGAGGACAUCAUUCGACAAUCGUACAGGAACCACACGGAGAACGUUCGAGCAUACUUCAGCGACAAGCCGGAUCGCUAUAUGGAGCUCAACAUCGACGACGGCGACGCGAACUGGAAUAUCCUCUGCCAGAUGGCACAGUGUCCUGGGAACAAGAUCCCGUCGCUGGCCUUUCCCAAGAGCAAUACCGUCGCCAACUGGGACAUGGGCGUGGUGGGGAACAACUUGCACUGGUUCUGGGGAUGGUUGGUCACGAGAGUGGAAGAGCAGGCUUCCGACUACUACUACCGCCAUGGGAAAACUCUCUGGCGGCCUUUCUUGCAUUUCUGCUGGUCCAUCUAUGACUUUGUGGAGGCCAUCUACUCGGAAAUCUACUUCAGGGUCAUACCUUUGGCUUUUCCGAUCAUCAAGGCGUGA